This is a messenger RNA of Radiomyces spectabilis, 1038 nucleotides long. RefSeq lists its product as uncharacterized. NCBI's taxonomy places the organism in Eukaryota, Fungi, Mucoromycota, Mucoromycetes, Mucorales, Radiomycetaceae. Bases 186 to 866 code for a protein of 226 amino acids. The transcript has a single exon. The record is from RefSeq and is a predicted model, not a curated record.
UGAAGGAAAAUCACUUAUGACGCAAUGACGAUUAUCCAGGUUCAAAUACAAACACCGUGCAAGCGCACGCAACUCCUUGGCAGCACACAGGCAGGACCGGACUGCAUCGCUCGCGAUCGAUUGGAGACGGUAUUCGGACAAGGCGGCGUACGCAAGAAAGCGGUGAUAGCUCCUCAUUUGAGCAUAUGAUGAUGUUGAAACAGGAAAGGCGACGCAGUGGUGGGACGUCGUCGGAUGAGUCAACGAGCAGCGGCAGCAGCACGCGUUUCGAGGAUGAGCUGGAAGAUGUAGUCGAUUCGUUCAAUACCUUUGAAUUUGAAAACGCCGCGGAACCGUCGCUCAUAUCGCCUGCCUUUUUGCACGAUGCGGAUGGCGUCAAAGACGCAUUCCACCGACCCAGUCUGCCAAAACGAGGCUACCUGGCCAUGCCGCUAUCCAAAUCAACAGGGCAUUAUCAUCGACUUACAAAUAACGGAUUGUUGUGGCAGCAAAAUUCCUCUUACAAAACUCCUGAGCAAAUCCGAUGCGAAUUAUCCAAAGUGCAACGAUCGGGUUCAAAACGUUCAGUCCACAAUCUCAAAGCAAGACGGGAUGGUUCUUCGCAUGUUUUCAAAAGUACCAGCCGUGAAAACCAAGAAAAAAGAUCCCUAAGUGACGUUCCGCAACCAAGGACAACGAUGAUCCAGCGAUCCCAAACGAUCACCAUAGGAAGUCGUCAAGGAAUCGAUGGACGCCGAAAUGCUAUCGUUCUUCUCAGCCGUGCAUCGACAAUGAAGCAGCUUCCCAAAAUACCGAAUGUAGAUAAACCAAUGCCGGUCAUUCCCAAUCGUAAAGCUACAAAGCAUGCUGAGAAAGUGUCAAGGUAAAAUUGGACCGAUCCAUCCGAUCGAGCUCGCAAAGAAAAGCAACGGCCUUAAACCAACCGCAUCCAACAACUUCAAUCUAAUGCCGGCAUAAGAAAUACUCACAUUCUGUAUAAUUCAGUCAAAUAACAUAUUGUAACGUAUUUUUUCCUCCAUGUGCAACGUUGGAUGCUUU